UGUUUAUAUACCGUCACGGCAAGACGUGACGGUAAUAUAGCGAAAAAAUAGCGAGCAAUAGCAAGCGCAAAUUGUUUAUUAUGUUCAAUAUAUUUUCUUAUAGAUUUGACAUAAUUGUCUGUGAAAUAUUGUUUUAUUAAAUAAUGGAACAAUCCAUUAAAAGAACAUCUGAUGAAGAAGAGCCAAAAAUUCUCGAACCAGUUCUAAUACGGACCGAUAAUAAAAAUCGCAUACACAUUGAUAAAAAUGGGUUUAAAAUUGGUCGUGCAAGAGACAAUGAUGAGAUUAUAUUGGAUGUUAUGAUAUCUAGAAGACAUUGCAUCUUUAUAUGUGAUCAAAAUGAAUGGAUGAUUCAAGAUUUAAGUUCAUCUGCAACAUUUGUUAAUAAUAUUGCCAUCUGUGAAAAAAUACAAAAUAUAUAUCCUGGUGAUAUUAUACAAUUUAGUCCUAAUGAAACAUUCAAGUAUAUAUUUACCCUUGCCGAAAGAGAUCAUUGUAUUAAAAGACCACGUAUAGAUGAAAAAAUACUUGAUACUGUUCUUAUCAAGCAAAAAACAUUUGCUGAAAAUCAAGAAUGUCAGAGAAAAGAACUAAAAGAUAAGCUUGAAAUAAAACAAAAGGAGCAAGUUGAAUUAAAACAGCAACUCGAAGAUCUGUUAUCACAACAGACUGUUAUUCAAGAUGAUAAAGAGAGUUUAUUAAGGCAAAUUGAAGUACUAGAAAGUAAAAUAAAGACAGGUAAUGCUCAAGAACAACAUUUGCAAAGCAUGUAUUCCAAAUUAUUAGAAAAAUUAGAGAAUGAAAGGCAGCAAUUUGAGACAAGGAUAAAUGAAGAGAAGCAAAAAUGGCAAGAAGCACUAGAUAUGAGUAAGCAAGAGAAAGAAAUGCUAGAAAUAAAAAUGAAAGAACAAAUGGAAAAAUGGAGAGAAGAACAACAAACAGAAUGGAGAAUUAUGAUGGAUAAUAAAGUAAAAGAAGAAAAAAAUAUUCAAGCUCAAUUACUGAAUGAAAAAAAUGUAUUAGAAAAGAGAUUGAAGGAAACAGAAAAAGCUUUAAAAGAACAAGAAGCAAAGGCGCAAACUUCACAGGCAUUGUUAAAUGCAAACAUAGUAACUAAUGAAGCAAAUACAGCAGAUAACUGUAUACUUGUAGAAUUGGUUGAUGUUGAUCAAUCUUCAGGAUUACAUAUAUUGGACACAAUAGAUUUAACUGGAUUAAGUCAAAAUAUUAUAGAGACUAAUACUAAGGAAAGUGUUCUUGGAAAAGUGAGUGACAUAAUGGAUGAACAAUUGACAUGUAGCAUAUGCUCAGAAUUGUUUGUGAGAGCAACAACAUUAAAUUGCACACAUACAUUUUGUCAUCAUUGUAUAUGUAUGUGGAAUAAAAAACGAAGAGAUUGUCCUGUUUGUAGAAAGUCAAUAAUAUCAAUGAAUAGAUCAUUAGUUUUAGAUAAUUUUAUUGAGAGUAUGAUUGAAAACUUGCCUACAGAACUUAAAGACAGAAGAAGAGAGAUUAUUGAAGAAAGGAAAGUAUUAGAAAGGAAGAAACGCUAUUGAAACACUAUUGGACAAAGCUUAUGAAAAGACAGGUUACAGUAUUUUAGUAUACAUAUGUUAGUUCUAUAUCAUAAAGAAAAUAAUUUCAUUUGUCAUAAUUUGUCAUAAUUAAUUAACGAUCUAAUAAGCUACCAAAUAUUUGUAUAGUUCUGCUCUUUGUCAAUUAUAUAUGCUUAGAAAAACAUUCAAGUUUUAUUUUUAUAAAAAAAACUAGAAAUAUCUUUUUAUAUUCUGUCAUUUUAUUAAUUUUUACAUCAUUGCUACAUGAUGGCUAUAAGAUGUGUAAAUGUAUGAUUAAAUCUUUUUAUAAAACUUGUAUGUGUAAUAUAUUCAUAUUCCUCAAGUAUAUAUAA
This is a messenger RNA of Cataglyphis hispanica, 1909 nucleotides long. RefSeq names its product E3 ubiquitin-protein ligase RNF8-like. Lineage: Eukaryota; Metazoa; Arthropoda; Insecta; Hymenoptera; Formicidae. Bases 144 to 1556 code for a protein of 470 amino acids. The record is from RefSeq and is a predicted model, not a curated record. The transcript is spliced from 4 exons. Gene Ontology annotation, molecular function: protein binding.